GUAAAUCAAACUCUAGCAAGGGAUGGACACAUUUGGGGAAUUCGACCGAUGAGCUUAUGAGAUGUAAUUAAUUCACCAAUGAAGCACGCAGCUCUAGCGGGAGGAUAAACAAUGAAUAUUGAAAUAAUUGAGUUUGCAAUUCCAACAUGUAACAGAAAGAACUUGUUUGUGACCAACAUUCCAACACAAGAUGAGCUCCUUGUUUAUGACCUGCUUUACAGAACCUUCUCCAAGUAUGGCCUGCUGUAUGAAGUGCAGGUCUUCCCCGCUACAGGAUGCAAUGCUGGGCGUCAAGUUAAUGAAUCCCCUGGGUAUUAUGCCUUUGUUAAGUUCUACUCGUACAGGUCAGCCUUGAGAGCUAAGGAGGAGCAGAACAACAGGCUGUCUAUUGGAAGCAGUACCUGCAAGGUUGCAUUUGCAAAGAGAAGAAAGGGAGAUAACCAGGUCACUACUCUCUUCCUGGCCAAGUGUCAGGAACUAGCCAGCUACUAUCUAGGUUUCAAUGGCUGGUCCAGCAACAUUCAGAUAUUGGAGGAAGACAAGGAGUGCGUACAACCUGGUGGUGACCUCAAGAAGAUCAAGUACUUCUGUAGUGUAAGACUUGAUCUGACCAAUCAGAAUCUGUCUUGUGAUGGAGUUGGUGCCUGGGAGGAAACGUGUUCUAAAACUGACGUUGCAAGUCAAGGAGGGGUGCUGGCGAAAGUCCAGAAGACAGCACACAGGCGGGCAAUGGAACAUGCAUUCUCCAAACUAGUGAUCAUCUCCCUGUCCAACGGGAAGGUGUCGGUGGAGGUCAACACCACUCGGACUGACCAGAUCCUCAGGGACAACAUGGUAGAUGAGGCACAGUUACUUAAGGUGAAUGAGCUGGAAGAGGCGCCUGUGGCCGAGGAGGAUCGGGAGGAGGCUGAUAUAGACGACAUCAACAUGCAGGUGCUUCAGGAGUUGGAGGACCCAGACUGAGUCGGAAACAAGUUGAUUAUUCUGUCAUCAAAUACAUUUUCUCUUAUAUUCAUUAUCUUCAAGAACAUGUACAAGCUUUGUCAUGUGUGUUGAUUGCAAUAAUUGCAUUUGACGGACCAGUAGAUGGUUUUUGUCACUUUAUCUCCGCUCCCUGAAAAGUAUCUUUAAGACACAUGCACACUGUGUAGUUUGUCUUAAAGUCACUAGGGGCGGUCAGGUAGCCUAGUGGUUAAAGCGUUCGCUCAUCACGCCGAAGACCCGGGUUUGAUUCCCGACAUGGGUACAAUGUGUGAAGCCCAUUUCUGGUGUCCCCCGCCGUGAAAUUGCUGGAAUAUUGCUAAAAGCGGCGUAAAACCAUACUCACUCACUCACUUAAAGUCACUAAGACCUGAUGUGUACAUGUUUAUAUUGGUGUCCCCCAAAGGUGGGGUUGACGAAAUGUAUCACAACUAUAUUGAAAGGUUAUGUAAAAAUGACACAAUUGUAUUAUCUUCAUAUAAAAAAGUUAUAAAUUUGAACAUUAUUUAGAGGCUUGUCAUCUUUAUAGGGGGUAGAGUGUCAUGAAAAACUGUUACAUGAAUUAGUGAGAGGUAGGGUGGGGGGAAGUGGCAUGCAAAAAUGUACAUACACUAUGGGGGUCAGCAUAUUAUUAAAAUAGUCCCUUACACCAUUUCAUGGUUGUCUGUGCUGCUAUCACUGCUGUGUUAUGCCUGGAGAAGGUGUGAAGAUGUGAGUCCAAGUCUGUAAGCCGCACGACACCUAUUUUGAUUAUUGGUAUUCGGGUUUCACAACAAUGAUAAACUUCUAAGAUCUGCAUCACUUGGGGUUUUACUCUAACAUCAGGCUGUGAUGUAACGUAAAUACAGAUAGGCGGAGUUAAAUCACUCACUGACUUAGUUUAAAGGUAGGAUGUCAGAUGCCAUUGUUCAGUAGGGCUUACCACACCCACAUCUAACAGGGCUUAGAGAUGUGUCACAUGAUCCUUGGCAGCUUAUAAUAAAUAUCUUGUUUUGUU
This is a messenger RNA of Haliotis rufescens (red abalone), 1978 nucleotides long. Its product is annotated as RAD52 motif-containing protein 1-like. Gene Ontology annotation, cellular component: nucleolus. The coding region runs from base 112 to 963 and encodes 283 amino acids. Gene Ontology annotation, molecular function: RNA binding. NCBI's taxonomy places the organism in Eukaryota, Metazoa, Mollusca, Gastropoda, Lepetellida, Haliotidae. The record is from RefSeq and is a predicted model, not a curated record. The transcript is spliced from 6 exons.